Molecule: messenger RNA, 3221 nt
Organism: Pocillopora meandrina
Lineage: Eukaryota; Metazoa; Cnidaria; Anthozoa; Scleractinia; Pocilloporidae
Source: the annotation of a GenBank genome assembly
GUACAAUACAAGAAAACAAGUGAUGAGAAUAAACAAAUAUUUGAAUUAGGGGAUUGUUUGUUGAUCCAACACCAAAUUCUCGAAACUAACAUCAUAAGAAUUGUAUAGCAGAUGGUAAGGAGAAUUACUAAGGUGAUCUAGGGAGUGAAAGGAUUAAACCCUGAGAGUGCCUGGCUUCCCUGGAACGGGAAUUUAUGGUACAGCUAUAAAAUGUACCACAAACCUUAGGGUCUUUAAAGGCAAAAGAGAGGUUGGCAUAAGUUCCAAUCCUUAAAAAGCCUAAUUUCAAUCAUUCGUAAUUCAGCAUAAAGAAAUAGACCUGAACACCUUAAACCCCAAGAAUGACCAGCAAGUAAUUUCCUUUACUUCCACAGUUUCACAGUAACUGCUGAAUCAUUCAUAAAGAUCAUGUAAGAAUAAAGGAAAUGAUCACCAACCUAAAAAACUUUGAUUGUUUAGCAAAUUCUCCUUGUCAGUACCAAAGGAGGUGUAUAAAUGAGAGUACAGAGAACAUGAAUACCAAUGUUAGGGUGUAAAGGGUUGACACGGCAGGCUCUACAGCAUAAACAAUUUGGUGUAAAAGGGUUUAUUCCCAAGAUUUUUGUUGUAUGUUCUCUUGCUUUGUGCAAAAAUUUUUGGGGUCUAUAGAACUGGUCUUCAAUAUACUACAAACAUACUACAUUUACUGUAGACACCUCAAAAGGCAAGGUUCUGAAAAAAGCCUUUUAUUGUGAUUGCUUAUGAAAUAAACUGUAAAUUUUGAAAGUGGACAACAGUUUACCACCUAAUUGUAAAAUGAAUUCAAUAUUCUUAAUUUGAGGAUUUUCCCUCAAUGCACUUGAAGUAAUUUUGAUAUUACCAUCACUAAAUUUAGGGAAAAGUGCUUUCACACAGAAAAUGAAAUUUUCAUCCCAUAUACAAUUAACAUUUUCUGUACUUUAAAAAUUUUGCAAUUAAAAGAAUUCACAAUAUUCUAAUCAAUAGUUAUAAUGUUAAAGAUAAAUUUCUCUAACUGUUUCUAUUCUUACAUGUAAAUCACCUUAUAAUUUCUGCAAACUGAUAAAAAUGAAUUGGAAAAAAAGUAAAGAUGUUUAACAUUUGUCACAGAAGACGAUAUAUCAAGUCAAAACCACUUCUGUCACAAGUUGUGGUAAAUUGAUUCAUUUCCUUUUCUAAAUCAUCAAUAGUUUUAUUUUAGUAUUAAAAUUUUUAAAAAUUCAAUAUUUUGCUUGAAGACUUUUCUCAUUUUUGUCAAGGAAGGGAGUAUACAUGACAUUUUUAUGGCAAUCUUUCAGUUGGAUUCAUUUCCACUAUCAAGAAAUCUUUUAUGUUAACAUUCUCUAAAACAGAUAAAUAAAUGGAGUUAGUUUCUAAAGAAACUGUGGUGUUGCUCUAACUGGGGGUAUAAAAAAAUAAUUUGGUUUUAUUGACUGUGUUGAUGAUGUAGAUUGGCCAACAAGAACUGACUUCCCCACUUCUUGUAAUCUUGAGACUUUGACUAGGAUAAAGGUUGUGAGAUCAUUUUGAAAGAAAAAAUGCUCAGGUCUUGGAAAUGAAAGAUUCAAAAAUUACACUUGUUAAGUUUCAAAGCCCCCCACUGAUUCCUAUUUUCAUUAUUGUUGGGCCCUAUCAAAGAUCAAUAUUUCUCAGUAAAUUAUUAUCAUAAUUAGCUCACUGAUAUUGCUAUAGUUAAAUCAAUAAAUUAAUAUUUCAGUCAAUUUUUUUAGCUCUCAAAAAAAGUGGUUGAAAAUUUCUCUUUGGUCAUAUAGAAUCUCUUGCCCUACAAUAAAACUAAAAAUCUAUCAGAUAAAUACAAUACUGUAUGUGACAUGAAGAAAUUUGUUUAACAAGAUUGAGUCUUGUAUAUCACCAUGUGUCCAGAGCUUUCACACAAUGGAAAUAAUACUUUGAUUGCUUGUAAUGCCAUACCCAUAAAAUGUUUUGUUUUCCAUCACCUUUUAUUUCAUUAAUGAGGGUUGGUCACUUGGGUCAAAAAAAAAAAAAAAAAAAAAAAAAAAAAGAAAGAAAGAAAAAGAAAGAAAGAAAGAAAGAAAGAAAAAAGAAAAGAUAAGAAACAAUAGAAAAGAAAGGAAAAGUACUUACUACUGGAGCCUAUGUUCAAGAAGAACCUUACUGAGCACAGACUCUGCUUACUUUUUUUUUUUUUUUCGGGCAUUAAAAAAAACUUCCUUUUUCCAUCAUCAUAACCAUGUAAGAAAUUUGGGUACAAAUAAUUUGUAAUCAAAACAAAAUCUUCAACACAUCUUUUUAAAAAUAUAGUGACUAAAAAUAUUUUCAACUAUUCAAAUUUUGCUGGUCAAUCAGUGACUUUGGAUUUUAUUUUUCUUCACUUUUCGUGAAAAAAUGGUUUGGUAGGGUGAUAGAACACAAAAAUAUUUUGUGGGAUGAAUGGUACCGUGAAGUGCUCCUGAAAUUUAAAUCACAAUGGUUGCUGCACAAGCAAUACUUUCCUUACAUUAUACCACUGAAAGACCAAAAUAUUCCACCACAAAUACUUGGAAGAUUUUAAGUAAGUCCUUCACAACUUCAUCAUCAAUACUUUCAUGAGCAUCACAGUCCUUAUGCCAACAUGGUGGGAAUGGCAGUGAUAUCAAGUGCAGAAUUUUAACAUCUAAAAAAGGAUAAAGUCAAAUUAAAAUAAAUAUUUUGCAAACAUUGCAAUAAUAAUCAAUUAACCCUUUACACCCUAACAUCAGUAUGCAAACUCUCUAUACUAUGCUCUCUACAUUUCCUAAGGUGCUGACAAAGAGAAUUUGUUUAACAGUCAAGAGCUUCUUUUUUUUUGAUGAUCAUUUCCUUCAUUCUCCUGACCUAAAUGUGUGAUUCAGGGAUGAUAUUGUAAGGAGAAAUUAGGUGCUAAUCACUCUUACAGGUUAAAGGGUUAGAAUCACCACUAGACUCUUUUAGUCCAUUUCACCCCUCAGAGUGACUAGCAUUUAAUAUCUCCUUAUACUUGUAAUACUCAGUAAAACUGAAAACCAAAACAACUAAUAAGUUCUUGAUUAGCCAACUGCUUCAUUUCAUCUGCAAGUUUCUUUUCACCCUUUAACUCCCAUGAGUGACCAAGACAGAAUUUCUCCUUACAAUAUCAAUACAAUAUCAAGCAGACAAGUGAUGAGAAUAAAGAAAAAUAUUAGUUAAGGGAUUAUAAGUUGAUCCAAUACCAAAUUCUCAAAACUAACAUCACAAGAACUGUAUGA